This is a messenger RNA of Durio zibethinus, 3095 nucleotides long. RefSeq names its product CDPK-related kinase 1 (gene CRK1). Lineage: Eukaryota; Viridiplantae; Streptophyta; Magnoliopsida; Malvales; Malvaceae. The record is from RefSeq and is a predicted model, not a curated record. Gene Ontology annotation, biological process: protein phosphorylation. Gene Ontology annotation, molecular function: protein kinase activity; ATP binding.
UUUCGGUUAUUACGAAAAUCAAAACUGCAAAUACGCUGCACGAUACUCUCCCAAUUCAUCGUCUUCUAUCAUCCAUAUUUAUCUAUUUUGGUGUUUUGGAUGCAAUAAGGACAGGCUGGAAGCAUCCAAAACGCAACCCCACCUUCCAUUAAUUAUUCGAGGGAACACUAUCCUCCUUCUCUCUCUAACAAACAAAGUGAGUUUUCCACACCCAAGAAUCAAAAUCUAUUAACAAAAAAGCUUACAUAAAGCAGAAAUAAAGAAGCCUUGGUUUCUUUUCUUUUUUUUUUUUUCUCCUUUUCUUGCUGCCUCUGCUAAGCAUCUUUACCCUACUUUUUUUUUCUCUGUUCUUUUGCCUCUCUCUUAUUCUUUCCUUCUUCGUGGAGUAAUUUAUUUUCUUGUGGUGUUGCUUCUUUACUCUUCAUUCUUUUCUUGCAUCAAUCCAGGGGCUUCUUGUUCUUCAUUGGUUUUUUCUUUCUAUCUGGCAUUGUUUUUGUAUGAUCAGUAAAGUUAAAUUGCUUUUCUCAGUAUAGUUUUUUUUUUUUUUUCAAGUAAUUCUCCUUCUUGCAUGCUCUUUCUUUUUGCCUUGGAAUUUUCUUGGAGUUUGGUUCUUCUGGUAAAAUUUUACAGUGCUGAUCUUUUCUAAAUAUAUUUUCUUUCCUUUGAUUAAACUGUGAAUUUCAAGUUGUUUUUUUUUUUUUCACACGCCAAAAUCAACUCUUUUUCUCUUCUGUUUCUCACUUUUCCCUCCUUAUGGUUUAAUUUCUUGCACUUUUCCUGUUGUUUCUUGAUCCAAGCCUUCAAUUUUUUUUUGUUUUAAAUUGUUCUUGGGACUCUGUUUCGAAUGGGACUCUGUCAUGGAAAACCCAUUGAAAACCAACAAAAUCAGUCAAAAGACAUCGCAAUCGCAGGUGACAAUGAUUCACCACCAAAUUCCAACUCCAGAAAGUCAUCAAAUUUCCCAUUUUAUAGUCCAAGUCCAUUGCCAAGCCUCUUCAAGACAUCUCCAGCAAUACCAAGUGUAAAUUCCACUCCUCUGCGCAUCUUCAAACGCCCAUUUCCUCCUCCUUCUCCUGCGAAGCAUAUCAGGGCACUGUUGGCAAGAAGGCAUGGCUCUAUUAAGCCUAACGAGGCUUCAAUUCCUGAAGGAAAUGAGUGUGAGAUUGGUUUGGAUAAGAAUUUUGGGUUUUCAAAGCAUUUUAUGUCUCAUUAUGAGCUUGGUGAGGAAAUGGGGCGUGGACAUUUUGGAUAUACUUGCUCGGCUAAGGCCAAGAAAGGAAGCCUUAAAGGCCAUGAAGUGGCCGUUAAAGUUAUCCCAAAGUCGAAGAUGACCACAGCUAUUGCCAUAGAGGAUGUAAGACGAGAGGUGAAGAUACUACGAGCUUUAAAUGGUCAUAAGAACUUGGUUCAGUUCUAUGAUGCCUAUGAAGAUGAUGACAAUGUUUACAUAGUGAUGGAGUUAUGCAAAGGUGGUGAGCUGCUAGAUAGAAUACUUUCAAGGGGUGGAAAAUACUCAGAAGAAGAUGCUAAGGCUGUUAUGGUUCAGAUUCUAAGUGUUGUGGCCUUUUGUCAUCUCCAAGGUGUAGUUCACCGUGACCUCAAGCCAGAGAAUUUUCUUUUCACUACUAAAGAUGAGAAUUCCUCUCUGAAGGCUAUUGAUUUCGGACUUUCAGACUAUGUAAAGCCAGAUGAAAGAUUGAAUGACAUAGUAGGAAGUGCAUAUUAUGUUGCUCCUGAAGUACUACAUAGAUCUUAUGGGACUGAAGCAGACAUGUGGAGUAUUGGAGUAAUUGCUUAUAUACUUCUUUGUGGAAGUCGACCAUUUUGGGCACGGACAGAAUCUGGUAUCUUUCGUGCUGUCCUUAAAGCUGAUCCAAGCUUUGAUGAAGCCCCUUGGCCUUCUUUAUCCCUUGAAGCAAUAGAUUUUGUGAAGAGAUUGUUGAACAAGGACUACCGUAAGAGACUAACUGCUGCCCAGGCUCUGAGUCAUCCGUGGUUGGAAAAUAAUAAUGAGAAAAAGAUACUGUCAGAUAUGAUAGUAUGCAGGCUUGUAAAAGCUUAUAUAGGCUCAUCUGCACUACGAAAAACAGCCUUGGGGGCUCUUGCAAAGACGUUAACUGUUCCACAGCUAGCUUAUCUCCGGGAGCAAUUCACAUUGUUAGGGCCUAACAAAAAUGGAUUCAUUUCCAUGCACAAUUAUAAGACGGCAGUGAUGAAAAAUUCUCCAGAUGCUAUGAAGGAUUCACGGGUUCUUGAUUAUGUCAACAUGAUUAGUUCUCUUCAGUAUAGAAAAUUAGACUUUGAAGAAUUUUGUGCCGCUGCCAUAAGCGUGCAUCAGCUAGAAGGAAUGGAAACUUGGGAGCAACAUGCAAGGCGUGCAUAUGAUUUGUUUGAGAAGGAUGGCAACAGGCCCAUUAUGAUAGAGGAACUUGCUUCGGAACUUGGACUCAGCCCAUCAGUGCCUGUUCACGUAGUUCUUCAAGACUGGAUAAGACACUCAGAUGGGAAGCUUAGUUUCUUGGGAUUUGUUAGACUUUUACGUGGGGUUUCUUCUCGCACAUUUCACAAGUCUUGAAGGACCCAACCUCAAACACUUUAUCUUUUCUUCUCACUUGAGCUGAACUGUCUGGAGGAAACAAACGGGUGCGUAAUUUGGGAGCUAGCCUAGCCUGAAGCAAAGCUAGUGUCACAUCUCGAUCGUGAAAAUUACGUAGCAGGGCAAGUCGACAGUACAAGCCAAUCUCACAUGCCGGGCUGAUGAAGCAAUUCGCAGCAUAUUCUCACGUCUUUAUUUUUGUUCCUCUUUUUUUUUUUUUGGGAUUUUCUUCCUUUUUUGGUUUUGUCCGGUACUAUACUCCUACUCCCUUUGCUUUUUUUUUUUAUCCGUUUUUAGUAUCAAAUGAUUGGUGUCCCUGAAACCUAGAGGAUUGUACAGAUGAGGGUUGGUCGCAAAAUGUUUGUAGUGCAAGGCUGUUAGCAAACAGCUUAUAAGUCAUAUUUCCGGUUGAUGGGUUCAUCCCUUAUGUACCAAGAUGUUUUAGUCCUAGUUGGCUACCUCAUUUAAUAGCAGUCUUUGAGUCUUUACAUUUACAUCA